GUUGCUACCGUUCUCAUGUGGAAUGUUAAGUCUUGUGAUCGGGCAGAAGGGAAGAUGCACAAAAUAUUAUUGUCCUGCAUUGCCUUACUCGUUCCUUAUGUACAAUGCUAUUGCACAUCAAGAACCUUGACUGCAUCAACCUGGGCAUCAACGAUAACACAAAAUAGCUAUGGUAGUAACGAAGAUUGCACUUUCACGAUUGUCCCGUCGCCGCAUAGUCAACAUCUCAGUCGAUCAAAUGACGCAUACUUUUUGGAAAUUUCUUGGUCCACAUUCAAUGUCAGAGGGGAUAUGCCUGACUGCAAAGCUUCAUACGUUGAAGUAUUUCUUACAAAAUCCUACAAGUCAAUUGGAAAAUUUUGCUCAAAGAACUUAAUAGAUUAUUCCUUGUUUACCAUGUACUCAUAUGAUGGAUAUGCAAAACUUAAAUUCCACUCAUCUGACAGUGGAAACAAUGGUUUCUCAGCACAGUACCGUCUACGAUCAAGCACUCUAAGUGGUUUUGGAGAUUGUAGUUCGCAAUACUUGUACAUGGAUUCAGAUAAUUUUUAUACUUCAGGCUGGCCUGAAAACUAUGAAAAGGAUGGCACUUGUACUUUUGAAAUAAGUGCCAGGGGAACCAAAAAACUUAUCUUUAUGGAUUUAGAUCUGAGAAAGGCCCCAAUAUUCGGCUGCAGCAGAUAUACUUCUGAUUAUAUUGAAAUACGAGGUGCUGAAUCAAGUAGUGUGGGCUAUGAUAGUGCUACAGUGCUGAAAGGCCCAAUUUGUGGUACCAGCAACGUUGUUACUUACACAACAAGCCAGAACACAGUGUAUGUUAAGUUAAAGCGAUAUGACUACUCAUCAAAUAAAAGAGGAAUUGUUGCUGGUUAUUUGACUUAUAAUGAAGGGCAAGACUCCUCCCAAGCAUUCGUCAUUACAGCCAUUAUAUCUGUGACAGUUGGCCUUAUACUGAUAAUUUCCAUUGCUUCUGUAAUUGCCUGCUGCAUAUGCAAACAUAACAGAAAAAAACAACAAGAAAGACAGCAUAUCUUUGCCACUGCUGGAGAAACAGUAGGUUAUGGCAAUGUGUGUCAUGUUGAGCCUCAUGGCUACAUGGGAGCUCCAGCGUAUACAAACUCCGAAAUGCCACCACCAUAUACUGAAGCUGUAUCAACACCUUAUCAACAAGCUCCAACUCAUGUGGACAGCCAACUGCCACCUGAAGUUAACCCUGCUAUGACACAUCUAAGUGAUUGCAUUUGUUCAUUGAAUCUUGGUCAUGUCAUAAUAUGGCUGAAUAUUUUCUUUUUCAUUAGAAAAAUUUUCUUACAGUUUAUUACUGGCUUCCUGAAUAACAAUAAAAUGCGUUUAAGCUUUCGAGGCUGCAUUGCUGUAUUCAACCAAGGCAUAGUGUUGCGAAGGGUUGGUAACCCUACAUGUCUCAGUCUAAUAAAUGAUGCUGGAAUUGAGUUAAGUUCGACUUUUGUUGUAAUCCCGUAAUCAGAAAGCAGGCCCGUAAUCAGAAUGACGAAAGAUUUUUGUUCCUGGGUUAGAUUACUUUGUCACAAUCUUAAAAUCAGUCCUUGCUCUCGCAAAUUCAUUAGAAAAAAUCUACAUGAUCAAGUUUAAUGAAACAUAUGUUAAAUGUGACCUUGUACAUUGACAGGACAUUUCUAAAUUAACUCUCACAGGCUCAGUGCUACAGUUUUGAGUUAUUUGUACUCUUCAUUCAAGGAUUAAUUAAAAGGAGAAAAUUUGUUAUUUAUAAGUUUUGUUGUUGUAAUGGUUGCUUUCUUUUUGUAAUAAAAAUGUUGAUUUUAGAAAAUAGAUUUUGUAUAAAUUUAUCAUAUAGAGUUAUUCGCAAAUUACACCAUAUAAAUGA
Rhopilema esculentum is the source of this 1864-nucleotide messenger RNA. RefSeq lists its product as uncharacterized. The record is from RefSeq and is a predicted model, not a curated record. NCBI's taxonomy places the organism in Eukaryota, Metazoa, Cnidaria, Scyphozoa, Rhizostomeae, Rhizostomatidae.